AUGGUUGCGAUAAUACCCAUUUGGAAUUUCACUGGAACAGAGGAUCACCACCUCACACUACAUAUUGGCGAUACUGUCCACAUCCUACAAAUCAGUGAAGGAUGGUACAAAGGAUAUACUCUGAAGAACAGGUCUUUCCGGGGAAUAUUUCCUACAUCUGUUAUCAGACUAAAGAGUGCCACAGUGGAAAUAAAUGGAACUGUGGAAAAUAUUAUUUCCAUGGAAAUGCCAAUGGUUCAGGAGAUCACUACCACUCUAAGAGAAUGGUCUACCAUCUGGAAGCAGCUCUACGUGGCAGGCCAAAAGGAGAAGUUUCAAAUGGUUGGAGGAAUGAUGUAUGAACUAAUGGAAAGAAGAUCCCAACUUCUCUCUGGCACUUUACCAAAGGAUGAGCUACAGGAGCUGAAGAAAGAGGUCACAAGGAAAAUGGAUUAUGGUAACAGGAUGCUGGAACUGGAUCUGGUUGUUAGAAAUGAAGAUGGAAAUCUCCUGUGUCCUGAUACAACAAGUGUAAUCAGUCUGUUCAAAGCUCACAAAGAGGCCACAAAUCAGAUCUCAGAAUGCAUUCAGGAAGAAACGUACAACAGCCAAAGUGAGUAUAGCAGGAUUGCCCGUUUUGCCUCAUCACCAACUUAUAGCUUCUACAUUUCUGUUCGGAAUUUUGUCUGCAAAAUCGGUGAAGAAGCAGAACUUUUCAUGUCUCUCUACGAUCCUAAUAAACAAAAAAUUAUAAGUGAGAACUACCUUAUUCGCUGGGCAAGCACAGGUGUUCCACAAGAGAUAGAUAUGCUAAACAACUUGAAGACAGUGUUUACUGAUUUGGGAACAAAAGACCUGAACAGAGAGAAGAUCUACUUGGUGUGCCAGAUAAUACGCAUGGGACGGAUGGACCUCAAAGAAACCAACACAAAAAAACACACAAUUGGGUUGCGAAGACCAUUUGGGGUAUCAGUUAUGGAUAUAACUGAAAUAAUUAAAGGUAAAGCUGACAGUGAUGAAGAAAAACAGCACUUUAUUCCAUUUCAACAGGUUGUAGCCGAAAAUGAUUUUCUUCCUAACCUAAUAAAGAAAGCUAUUGAAGUCAAGGAUAUUAAUCACAAGGGACAAGGACUCUGGGUUUCCAUGAAGAUGCUGUGUGGAGAUCUCAAUCAAAUUAGGAAAGAUCACCCCCAUCUAGUGGACAGGAGUACUGUUGUAGCUAGGAAACUGGGAUUCCCCGAAAUCAUCAUGCCAGGUGACAUGAGAAAUGACAUUUACGUUACGCUGGUCCAGGGGGAGUUUGAUAAGUGCAACAAAACCACCCAGAAAAAUGUGGAAGUAACAAUGUGUGUCUGUGAUCAGGAAGGGAAUAUAAUCCCGAAUGUGAUUUUCCAGGGAGCUGGAGAUAAACCUGUCAGCGAAUACCGUUCAGCUGUUUAUUAUCAGUUACGGCAUCAGAGAUGGCUGGAGACCGUAAAGAUCGCAGUUCCCAUUGAAGAUGUUCACAAAAGCCAUAUGAGAUUCACAUUUAAGCACAGAUCUUCUGUUGAUUCUAAAGACAAAGGUGAGAAGAUCUUUGCUAUGGCAUUUGUGAAGUUGCUGAGGCCAGAUGGUACAACUCUAAGAGACGGAGAGCAUGACCUUAUAUUGUAUAAGGGUGACAAUAGAAAGCUGGAAGAUGCAAAUGUGUAUCUACAUUUACCAUCUACAAAGCAACUGGCAGCUGAACAGAGGUCCCAAUCUAUAAAAGGAAACUUUGGAGGUGGCUUAUCUGUCUGUCCCAAGGAUAACUUUCAGAUAUCUACACUGGUUUGUUCUACAAAGCUUACACAAAAUAUUGAUCUGCUUGGUCUACUGAAGUGGCGUUCACAUCCCAAUCGCCUCCAAGAGAAUCUCAAGAAACUGAUGAAAGUGGAUGGAGGAGAAGUGGUCAAGUUUCUGCAAGACACACUUGAUGCUCUGUUCACCAUAAUGAUGGAAUAUGCUGAAACAGAUGAAUAUGACACUCUGGUUUUUGAUGCUCUGAUAUUUAUCGUUGCACUGAUUGCUGAUCGGAAGUUCCAGCAUUUCAAUGCCAUUUUGGAAGCAUAUAUUCAGCAACACUUCAGUGCCACCCUGGCAUACAAAAAACUGCUUACUGUUUUGACACGAUAUUUAGAAGUUGUAACCUGUGGCGAACAAUGUGAGACUCCACUGCGUAUAUUUAAAGCUCUUGAGUACAUCUUCAAGUUCAUUGUGAGAUCCAGACUUCUUUAUUCUCAGCUUUAUGAAGGUAAAGGACGGGAAGAGUUCAAAGAAUCUCUAAGAGCCUUCUUUGAGACAGUUAACAAGAUGAUGAAGUCUACACUGGAGAAUGCCACCCUAUUGUCCCAGGGAGCAGCACUGCGCUACAUUCCAGCAGUUAUACAAGAUGUGGCCAAAAUCUUUGACCGUUCUCUUCUCAGUGAAUUGUUAAGAGAUUUUAUUCAAAAUCUUCCUGAUGAUCGUCUCAUCAAACAAAAGCUCCAGUCCAUGUCUGCCAUAGUCAACAGUGUGCUCUUCCAGAAAAAGGAAUGUAGAGAUAUCCUGCUACCUGUAAUGGCAGAUAUGUUGAAAGACCUGAUUGCAAAGGGAGAGGAGGAGGAGCCCUGCAUUGAUCUAGUAAGCAAUAUCUUAGAGGUCCUCUUCAAAUCUAAAAAGGCAGAAGACAUGAAGCACAUUGGACUGAUCCUGGAAAAACUUCUUCGUACUAUCAAUCAAAGAGUAAUUAUUCUUGGAAGAGAGCACGAUUUCAGUGUAAGACUAGCCACUUCUACAGUAACACCUAUAAAGUCUGGCAUAGAACUAGGGUUGGGAGACUGGCAUAAAGGUUAA
This is a messenger RNA of Protopterus annectens (West African lungfish), 2832 nucleotides long. RefSeq names its product dedicator of cytokinesis protein 2-like. The coding region runs from base 1 to 2832 and encodes 943 amino acids. Gene Ontology annotation, cellular component: cytoplasm; plasma membrane. Gene Ontology annotation, biological process: cell migration; small GTPase-mediated signal transduction. The transcript has 28 exons. Lineage: Eukaryota; Metazoa; Chordata; Ceratodontiformes; Protopteridae. Gene Ontology annotation, molecular function: guanyl-nucleotide exchange factor activity; small GTPase binding. The record is from RefSeq and is a predicted model, not a curated record.